AUGUCAAAUCCUAGCAAAAUUCUUGGUCAUGUUUGGGACAAGCGUGAAGACACUCUAGAAAUACAAGUACCAGCGGUACCUGAGACAGAACCAGUUACGAAACGAAGCAUCUUGAGUCAGCUUGGCAAAGUGUACGACCCAUUGCGAAUAAUAUCACCCACGAUGGCCGAAGGAAAACACAUUUACAGAGAGGCUUGUGAAGAGAAAAAGGGAUGGAAUGCCGAGGUUUCACCAGAAUUGAAGAUACAGUGGCACAAAUGGAACAAACAACUAAAGAACGUGAAAGUACCGAGGAGCUUAACAGGAAAUUCGAAGGAAACGAAGGCUAUCGAGCUCCAUGUGUUUGCCGACGCAAGCAAUCUCGCAUGUUCUGCAGUAACCAUAGCACUAGUUGAACAUUCAUCCGGAACGAUCAAAGGGUUGCUGACAUAG
Molecule: messenger RNA, 432 nt
Organism: Paramuricea clavata
Lineage: Eukaryota; Metazoa; Cnidaria; Anthozoa; Malacalcyonacea; Plexauridae
Source: the annotation of a GenBank genome assembly